Alosa sapidissima (American shad) is the source of this 4393-nucleotide messenger RNA. RefSeq lists its product as uncharacterized. Lineage: Eukaryota; Metazoa; Chordata; Actinopteri; Clupeiformes; Clupeidae. Bases 414 to 2093 code for a protein of 559 amino acids. The transcript has 9 exons. The record is from RefSeq and is a predicted model, not a curated record.
AAAUAAAUGUAGGCCUACAAUCCCAGAUCAUCUCGUGUGCCCUGACUGCCUGGUAGCCGUUAUACUGCAUUUGGCUCAGUAUAUGCUCAGUAUAGCUUCAGUAAUUGGAUAAGGGCUGAUUUAUACCAUAGAUUUAUACUCGACGUUCCCGACCUGUCGCGCGACAAUGUGACGUCACGGGAGCGCCGUAACUAUUUAUACUCGCGCUGGUGGUCGCGACACUAGUCUAUGGAGACACUAGUUACACUGUCUGUGGUUACACAGGGCACACCAGAUGAAUGGGAUUUUUGUCAUCCCUGUCGUUUCUUGUGAUAAAAUGUUGUAAAAGUUGCAUGACAUUGGCUUUCAUUGACCACUAAUUUAAACUGCAUUACAUUUGCCAGAGAAAAUAUGUUGAAAGCUUGAAUUUGAACAUGAAUUUUCUAAAAUUUCUACAGAAAAUGCUGGCCAGGGUAGAAUAUAGAGGAGUCCAAAAAUACAUAAAAGUUCCACAAAAUGAUGAAAACUUUGAUUUUCUCCAGUUUCUUCAAGCAGUAACAGACAAAUUUAGCCUGCAGGCUGAAUCUCUGAAUGAAGGUCUCCUCAGCUUGACUGAUACAUCAGGUACUGAGGUCGACGCAGACAUAUUUGAUGAGCUGAUAAAGUCAGGGAUCCAGAACUUCAAGAUUGGAUAUUGUCAGUAUCCAGUAUCAGAUCUCGAAGUAUGUCUUGUGGCAGACGAGACACAGUCCUCAGUAUUACCAGGCCCAUCAGUGUCACCAGUGUCAUUGCCAGCAUCCCCUGUGUCAACGUCAGACCGAUCAGCAUCACCAGCUUCUUCUGCUUCAACAGCUUCUACUGUCAUUCUCUCAUCCACUAAGAACAGGAAGAGGGGCCUUGGUGACCUGGACCGUGAUGAAGCAAGACAGAAGAUUGAAGCUACCCUGAGGUCCAAUCCAAAGGGUGAAGAAAUCUUCAAAGAAUAUUACAAAAAGAAAACGCUGUCGGAUGCAACGCGUAGACAGAUGAUCAAUAUUUUGAUUGCAGAAAUGACUGAAUCCUAUGGGAGAAUUCCACCCACAAGUGUGCGGACCACCUAUGCACUAGGAAUUGUGACCCUUUUUCCAUAUCUGCAAGAUCCAUAUUCAAAAAAUGGAUAUGAACAUUACUAUGAUCCAGACGCCAAUACUGGCUACCUUGCUUGGAGACUCAAGACAGUCCAACGCAACAGCUUUGAUGGCUCCCACAGACGUUCCAGGCCUGAUUUGCAGGACAGCCCAACAACCUAUCGAGAAUCCCUGUUAACCAGUCAGCAGCUCUUCGGUGAGGAGUGUCGGGAGGCGCUUUCUGUCAUCAGAUACUCUACAGAUCAUUCCGUGGUAAAAGAGAGAAUGAGAGCCACCUUUGAGUAUAGACAGAAGCUAGUUCAUGACCAGGAUGCAACAUCUACAGUCUUGGAUGUCUUCCCUCGUUUCCUUGAUGUUCCUGGAUUGAUUGACCAAGAUUUUUCCAUGAUGUUUGGGGAUGAAGUAUCUGGGAAAUUUCUGGCAAAGUGGCCCUCAUUUUUCAUGCAGAAAGUCAUCACAGAAUGCCAGAGUCUUCCCUCAAAUAUGCAUGUUGAGGAUCUUCUUGCAGCUUUUGACUCUGAUGCCGAGAAUGACUUUGGCUGGGAUAGCCAUAUGUCAGCUCUCCUCCUGCUGUUGCAUCUCCUGCCCCCUACAUCAAGAGGCCAUAAGAAAACAGCUAAGAUCAGCUCAGCACAGGAAGCCAACCAUCUUGUAAGAUUUCUUAAAGAGGGUGCAAGCCUCACCACAUUCCUGGAGAAAGUUGAUGGAAGACAGCCCUUCCUCCUCUGCAUCGGUGAGAAAAAGAAGAGAAUCCAGAGGUUCUUCAUUGUCGUGGACCAGAAACCCAUCCCAAGCAAUGCUCAGACAACGGUAGCUGCUUUCGAUGAGCUGUUUAAAGCUCACUACGUCUUCAGCCUCUCUUACGAUGAAGUGCUUACCAGCUUCUACACCUUCAUCCAGACAGCGGUGUACAAUAUUGAUAUCGGAAAAGCAAAGGAAAGCCCGCGAGUCAAGGAACUGAGAGCUCGACUACUGCAAGAGCGUUAAAAGGCCACCAGCUCUCAAAGGUCAGAGUACAAUUCUCUGAAAAUGUUCACAUGUUUUGUUUGCAAAAUGCACCACAAAGACUGUUCAGUUCUAUGUAAGCAUUUAAAGUUUCAACAUGGUUUGUAUCCAGCUAAGAACUUACGUUUGAAAUGCGGAGAGCGAGGGUGUGCUUCAUCUUUUUGUACGUACAAUGGCUUAAGAAAGCACCUAAACACUGUGCAUAAGCUUUGCUAUGAUGAACAGGUCCGUACUAACCAGGAAGUGGCAUCACAAAUACAUUCUGAGGUGGAAUUUUCAAGUGAUCAGCCAACUACCUCUGCAUCCAUGUUGCCAGUCCUUCCUGUUAUCACACAGAAACCACUUACUAAAAUGUGCGGUUCACUUGUUGCACACUUACAAGCCAGUGGUCUCUCCGAAAGCACCAUCCAAACAAUAGUUUGUUCAAUGGAGGAAGUUGUCAGUGAUGUUCAAAGUGAAACACGAGAAGCAGUUCUCCAAACAUUUUCUCCCGAAACCAAGAAGUCAGAAAUGUAUAAUAAAAUAGAGCAUACUUUAAAUCAGUUAGACAAUCCUUUUUCAACAUUUAACACAGCGACAAAGAGACAAAAAUAUUAUGAUGAAAAAUGGGAAAUAGUUGAGCCAAAAGAAUUUGUUCUUGGUGUGAGAUUGGAUACACGUAGAGAUAGGACUACAGGUGUCUACAGUCAGGUUCCUGUGACAGACAAGUUCAUGUAUGUACCCAUUUUAGGCACACUUAAGUCCAUUUUCCAAAAUGAUGAGAUAAGAGAAUGUUUUUUGCAAGAGAAACACAGUCAAAAGGGAACAUAUAAAGACAUCAAUGAUGGGUUAUAUUUCCAAAACCAUCCUCUUUUUUCUCAAAAGCGGCAUGCUCUACAGAUUUUGCUUUACUAUGAUGACUUUGAAACAGCAAACCCAUUAGGUUCUAAGAAGGGUGUCCAUAAACUUGGAUGUGUUUAUUUUACUUUAAAAAACCUCCCACCAAAAGUAAACUCUGUGUUAAUGAAUGUGCAUCUUGCAGCUCUUUUUUAUACAUCAGAUUUAAAGAAAUAUGGUUUUGAUGAAAUAUUUAAGCCUCUAAUUGAAGAUUUAAAAAUUUUAGAGACAAGAGGAAUCAGAAUUCCAUGUAUUGAAGAACCACUGUUUGGAUCUGUAAUUCAAGUGACGGGAGAUAAUCUUGCUUUAAAUGGCAUUUUAGGGUUUGUUGAGUCUUUCAGUGCAACACACUGUUGUAGGUUUUGUCUGAUAAGUAAGGGAGAAAUUCAGUCGAUAUUUAAUGAGGAUGAUCCUGGACUUGUUCUGCGCUCCAGAGCGCUUCACAUUGAACAUUGUAAUGCACUAAGUGAAGAACCUGCUCUACCCUCUGUUUAUGGUGUUAAAAAGUCAUGUGUGCUCAAUACAUUAGAGUAUUUUCACAACACUGAUAAUUAUGCUGUUGAUAUAAUGCAUGAUUUGUUAGAGGGUGUUGUACAAUAUGAGCUUAAGUUGUUUUUUCAGUACCUGAUAAAAAAUGGCUACAUUUCUUUGAACAGUAUUUCAGACAGGAUGCAUAGUUUUAAUUUUGGUUUUACAGAACGUAAGAACAAACCAAGUGGGUUGAAAAUUGAUGACAACAGCAAGCACUUAGGUUUAAAUGCCAUUCAGUCAUGGUGUGUUCUCCGCAAUACCCCACUUAUCUUUGGUGAUGUGGUUGAAAUGGGCAACAGUCAUUGGAACCUUGUGCUCCUGUUAUUACAAAUUGUUAACAUCGUGUUCUCCCCAUUCCUUACUGACGGCAUGAUAUGUUACCUAAAACAUUUGAUUUGUGAUCACCAUAACUUGUUUAAAACUUUGUACCCUGAUAAGAAAUUGAUCCCAAAACACCACUUAAUGAUCCAUUAUCCGAGAUGUAUUAAAAAAAUUGGCCCUUUAAUCCAUAUGUGGUGCAUGCGAUUUGAGGCAAAACAUUAUUUUUUUAAAAAGUCUGUAAAGAAUUUCAAAAAUCUUACAAAAUCUCUAGUAAAACAACACCAGCGUCAAUUGGCUUUUUACUAUGAAAAUUAUUGUUUUAGGAGGUUUGAGAUUGGUCCUGUGAAAAUGAAAACAAUUGAUGGCAUGGAAUGUGGAGAAACACUGUGUCGAAUACUAAAAUUAGAUUCAUAUUCAGAUAUUUCAACUACAAAUUGGGUUAGAAAUUAUGGCACAGAAUACCAGAUUGGUUUAUUUAUAGCCACUGAAACAUCCCAUGAUCUACCUGUGUUCAAGAAAAUAUGCCGCAUUAUAAUACAUGAACAGCAUGCAUU